AGAGCGAGACGCUGAGCUGAGGACAGAAAGGACAGGCAGGAGGACACUGGACAUUCAGGAUGCUGCUGCAGGAACUGUGAUGCCGUGAUGGACAGCAGAGGACGCAGAGGAACCGAUGGGUCAGUGAAACGCUCGUCCAUCAAGCGCAGCGUGUCUUCUGGAUCCCAGAGGGUUCACAGAGCGUGGAUCGAGAGAACCUUCCAGAAGAGAGAAUGCAUCCAGAUCAUUCCCAGCAAAGAUGCCAGCAGGUGCAGCUGUGGCCAGCUGGUGGCGCAGCACCCCCCCAUCCAUCCAGGGGCAGUGGAGGAGACGGGCCAGCUGGUUCAGUUGGAUGUCCAGCCUGCAGAGAGAUGGAGUAUCCUGAAACACACCCAGACCUUUUCCACCGAUGCCUAUGGAGUCCUGGAGUUCCAGGGCGGAGGACACGUCAACAAGGCCAUGUACAUCAGGGUCUCCUAUGACUCCAAGCCAGACUCUCUGCUCCACCUGAUGGUGAAGGAGUGGCAGCUGGAGCUGCCUACACUACUCAUAUCCGUCCACGGAGGGCUGCAGAACUUCGACCUGCCCCCCAAACUAAAGCAGGUCUUUGGGAGGGGGCUGAUCAAGGCCGCUGUCACCACUGGAGCCUGGAUCUUCACAGGAGGAGUCAGCACAGGGGUCAUUCGACAUGUUGGAGACGCUCUCAAAGACCAUUCAUCCAAGUCCAGAGGAAAGGUCUGCGCCAUCGGCAUCGCACCCUGGGGAAUUGUCGAAAACAAAGAGGACCUGAUUGGGAAAGAUGUGACACGCCCCUAUCAGACCAUGUCCAACCCGCUCAGCAAGCUGUCGGUCCUGAACAGCAGCCACUCUCACUUCAUCCUAUCCGACAAUGGCACCACCGGCAAAUAUGGAGCUGAGGUCCGCCUCCGCCGGCAGCUGGAGAAACAUGUCUCCCUGCAGAAGAUCAACACACGUUUGGGCCAGGGUGUCCCGGUGGUCUGCCUGAUCCUAGAGGGGGGUCCUAAUGUCAUCUCCAUUGUGCUGGAGAGUUUGAAGGAGGAACCACCUGUCCCGGUUGUGGUUUGUGACGGCAGCGGCCGGGCCUCUGACAUCAUCUCCUUUGCUCACAGAUACUGCGAAGAGGACGGGCUGGUGAACGAGAGUGUCAAAGAUCAGCUCCUGGUCACCAUCCAGAAAACUUUCAACUAUAGCCGUAGCCAGGCGCAGCAGAUCUUCCAGAUGGUGAUGGAGUGCAUGAAGAAGAAGGCUCUGAUCACCGUGUUCAGGAUGGGCUCAGAGGGCCAGCAGGACAUUGAGAUGUCCAUCCUCACAGCCCUGCUCAAAGGUACCAACGCUUCUGCGUCCGACCAGCUGAGUUUGGCCCUGGCCUGGAACCGCGUGGACAUCGCUCGGAGCCAGAUCUUCGUCUACGGCCUGCACUGGCCCCCUUCCGGCGCCGUGGCGGCUGACCGGCCCAAAAGCCCGGCGGCGCAGCGCCAACCGGCCGGAAAAGGAAAAGCCAGAGGAAAGAAAGGCAAAGGAGGGAAAGCCAAAGCGGAACCGCCGGAGGAAACCGACCCGCGGAAACUGGAGCUGCUCAGCUGGGUGAACUCCCUGGAACAGGCCAUGAUGGACGCUCUGGUUCUGGACCGGGUGGACUUUGUGAAGCUCCUGAUUGAAAAUGGCGUCAACAUCCAUCACUUCCUGACGAUCCCGCGGUUAGAAGAGCUGUACAACACGAAGCUGGGUCCUGCGAAUACGCUCCACUUUGUGGUUCGAGACGUGAAGAAGGGGAAUCUUCCUCCAGAUUACCAGAUAACCUUGAUCGACAUUGGGCUGGUUCUGGAGUUCCUAAUGGGGGGGGCCUACCGCUGCAACUACACCAGGAAAAACUUCAGGACCCUGUAUAACAACCUGUAUGGUCUGAAACGACCCAAAGCUCUGAAGCUGCUUGGGAUGGAGGACGAUGAGCCGCGGCCAAAGGGGAAAGGGAAGAAGAACAAGAAGAAGGAGGAGGAGGUGGACAUCGAUGUGGAUGACCCUGAGGUCAGCAGGUUCCAGUAUCCCUUCCAUGAGCUCAUGGUGUGGGCUGUGCUGAUGAAGCGUCAGAAGAUGGCGCUGUUCCUGUGGCAGCGGGGCGAAGAGGCCAUGGCCAAAGCUCUGGUGGCUUGUAAGCUCUACAAGGCCAUGGCCCAUGAAUCCUCCCAGAGCGAGCUGGUGGACGACAUCUACCAGGACCUGGAGAACAACUCCAAGCAGUUUGGUCAGCUGGCCUACGAACUGCUGGAUCAGUCGUACAAACACGACGAGCAGUUAGCCAUGAAGAUGUUGACCUAUGAGCUGAAGAACUGGAGUAACUCCACCUGCCUGAAGCUGGCUGUAGCUGCCAAACACAGAGACUUCAUCGCUCACACCUGCAGCCAGAUGCUGUUGACUGACAUGUGGAUGGGCUGCCUGAGGAUGGGCAAGAGCAACAGCCUGAAGGUAAUUUUAGGAAUUAUUUUCCCCCCCGCCAUCCUGCUCCUUGAAUUCAGACUUGGAGAUGAAACUUCUCACCAUUCAUGGAAAGAAAACACUACUGGGAAAACUAAAGAUGAGAAUAAAUCCAACAAGGAUGCCGCCUCCAAUGCUGACACAAUGUCCAAGAAAGGAGAUGAAGAAGAGAACCAGAAGAAGAACCUAAGGAUUCCCAUUGGGAGGAAGAUCUACGAGUUUUACAACGCCCCUUUCACCAAGUUCUGGUUCAACACGAUCUCAUACCUGGUGUACCUCAUGCUCUAUAACUACAUCAUCCUGGUGAAGAUGGAACGCUGGCCCUCUCUGCAGGAGUGGAUAGUCAUCUCCUACAUUAUCACCCUGGGGCUGGAGAAAGUCAGACAGAUCCUCAUGUCCGAGCCAGGGAAGCUGAAACAGAAGAUCAGUGUGUGGUUGGAGGACUACUGGAACAUCACUGACCUGGUGGCCAUCUCUGUCUUCCUGCUUGGCCUCCUGCUGCGGCUCCAGGGCGAGCCCUCCAUGGGCUAUGGCCGAGUCAUCUACUGUGUUGACAUCAUCUUCUGGUACAUUCGAGUCCUUGACAUCUUUGGAGUCAACAAGUACCUGGGCCCCUACGUCAUGAUGAUCGGCAAGAUGAUGAUUGACAUGCUGUACUUCGUAGUCAUCAUGCUGGUGGUGUUGAUGAGUUUUGGGGUGGCUCGGCAGGCCAUCCUCCAUCCGGACGAGGAACCCACAUGGCGCCUGGCUAGGAACAUCUUCUACAUGCCGUACUGGAUGAUCUACGGAGAAGUGUUUGCAGACUCCAUAGACCGUAAGACUAGCGUCUAUAUUUAUGCCAUGGAAAUUAACCCUCCAUGUGGAGACAACAUGUAUGAUGAAGACGGGAAGAAGCUUCCUCCAUGUAUUCCUGGAGCCUGGCUGACCCCGGCCAUCAUGGCGUGUUACCUGCUGGUGGCCAACAUCCUCCUGGUCAACCUGCUCAUCGCCGUCUUCAACAACACCUUCUUUGAGGUGAAGUCCAUCUCCAACCAGGUGUGGAAGUUCCAGCGGUACCAGCUGAUCAUGACCUUCCACGACCGCCCCAUCCUGCCGCCGCCCCUCAUCGUCUUCCCCCACGUCUACAUCACCCUGAAGAGGCUGUGCUGCACCUGCAGGCGAAGGCCGGAGGGGGAGCGGGACGACCGCGCCCGCCGGCUCCAACUGGUUCUGAACGCAGAAGAGAUAAAGAGUCUGUACGAGUUCGAGGAGCAAUGUGUGGAGGAAUACUUCAGAGAGAAAGAAGACGAGAAGCAGUCCUCCAACAACGAGCGAAUCAGAGUCACAGCUGAGAGGGUGGAGAACAUGGCGAUGCGGCUGGAGGAGGUGAACGAGCGGCAGCGCUCCAUGAAGGCGUCGCUGCAGACGGUGGACCUGCGCCUGGCCCAGCUGGAGGAUUUCUCCGGCCGGACCAUGAACGCCCUGGAGAAGCUGGCCGGGGUGGACCGGGCCGAGCUGGUCCGGUCACGCUCCGGGGGCUCGUCGGUGUUCGACCCGCCCGGCCUAAUGCGGCAUGGCAGCGUUGGCAGCGUCGGCAGCUGCAGCCUGUACCGGUACCAGCUGGACCACGACGACCAGACGGACGGCGAGGAAAAGAAAGUCCAGCCGAGUCCAGAGAGAGAAACGGCAAAAACAGCAGGCGAUCUCGCUUCCAGUCUGGACGUCUCCAGUGUGAGGGACAGGACACAGUCUCUGUCCAAUGUGGACAUCUUGAUCUCGCCGUGUGGCCCCGCCUCUCCUCUUCGUCACGGCAGCCCGGCGGACCCCGACGGUCCGGCCCAGAGGAGCCGGCUGCAGGCCGGGUCCUCUGGGCCCCUGGACAAGGCGAUGCAGUAUUUAUUGUCUCCAGAUGCCCAACAGGGGGCGCUCCACAGUCCACCUCCCCCCACGAUGAAGGGCGCUGAUGAAGAGGAGGGAGCCAGGCCUCCGGCUCCUGAACCAGAUGCUGAUGAAGAGGAGCUGCUGGUGGAUGAAGACAGGAAGUACCCGAGCCUCCGAUCCAAAAGUCUCAGCAGUAACCAGGCGACCAAGAGGACGAAGAGGCGUGAGGAAGAGGAGAAGCCCCGCCCCUCCAGCAGUGUCACAGACCUGGUGUCAGUGUUCAGACGGAACCAGAACCAGAACUAGAACCAGAUCCAGAGGGUCUUCCGCCUCUCGGGUUCUAGAGGUUUUUCUAUUUCUACUUUUUUCAGAGUAAAAAACAUUUAAGUUUCUGCAGCAAAACAGGAAACAGGAAGUUACAGAAAAACGGAGCUUUGUCUAAAUCAGGUGUCAGUUGGGGCCACUGGUCUGGAGCACUGGAAGCACUGGAAGCACUGGAAGUACUGGAAGCCAGUCUGCUAACAGACGCUUGUUCUCUGGAUGUUGAAGAGACGGUUUGUUGGAGAACAUGAGCGUAGUCAGCAUCUGACAGGAAGUAGGAAGUAGCCAGAGAAAUCUCAGGUGAACAGUGAUGGAGGAAACAGGAAGUGAUGCAGACUAAGUUUACAACAUUUUACAUUAAAACUUUAAAUCUGAAAUACAAAAAGGACACCAGCCGUGAUCAACUGGGAUGAGACUAAAAUUUUCACUAACUUAUACUGGUUACUUUUGGAGAAGUUUUACAUUUGUCUUUAUUGUUCAGCGUGAAAAUCUGUUUGCUCAUCAUGUCUGUUAACAUUUUAUCAAUAAAUCACGGAUUUAUGUGAUGGCCGGUUUGAUCAUUUCAUGAAAAGUAAAGAUUUUUUAGAAGCUCAAUGUUCAGAGAAGAGUUAUUGCAAUACCUUGUCUGGCCACAAGAGGGCACAGCAUCAAUCAGCAGUGGAACCUGCUAAUGUGUGACAGUCUGGUUCCACCUGGAGAGUUAUGGCUAAAAUACUCUAAGUUACUGUUGAUUUCUGACUAAAACGCCCUUAAAUAAACAUCUUUACACAGCAGCAAAAGUAUUCAUACCCCGGGGAACUUUUCAUAAGUUGAAAAAUAUUUCAUUGGAUUUUAUGUGAAACACAAAGUGAUUUAUUAUUGGCAAGUCCAAAGAAAAUGAUACAAUUCAAAAUAUUUUUGCAAAUAUACUUUAAAACAGUAUCCAGCUCCCAUUUCUCUGAGGUCAGACAUCUAAUCUGAGCAUCAUCUGUUUGGCAAAGAGUCACUGGAUGAAGAAAGAGAAAAACCCUAAAGACUAGCAGCUGCAAUUGCAGCAACAGGUGGUUCCACAUUGACUCAGGGAGCUGAAUACUUGUGUGCACCACACCUUUGACUUUUUCACUUUUAAAAAAUGUUUUCAAUCGUGUAACCCUUUACUCAGAUCUACCACUUUGUGCUGGUUUUUUACAUUAUAUUCCAGUGAAAUUUAUGUUUGUGGCUGUUUGUGACAAAAUCUGGAAAAGUUCAAGGGGUAUGAAUACUUUUUACAAUCCUGCAUAUUAAAGAAAUAUGUAGAAACUAUUCAUAGUUCAGAAUAUAAUCCAACUGUUAAAAUAUGAAACGCCAUGCCUUACUAAGUUAUCACUUAGUAGCACUGAUAACAAAAUAUGAAGGGUUUUAGUUUCUUUACCCACAGAGAGAACAGAUAAUCAGGUGAAUAAAGUUUAUUUGAACAAUGAUGAAAAGUGAGAUUGUGUGGUUCUUGCUCUGGAGAACAGCAACCAGGGUUGUCUGUACUCUAGAGCAAUGAGAUAGACAUGGUGAGUUUGAGGUAGUUGGAAAGUGGAGCUUCAGAAAGAAUUAGACUGAUCUUACUUGAAAUG
This is a messenger RNA of Gambusia affinis (western mosquitofish), 6236 nucleotides long. RefSeq names its product transient receptor potential cation channel subfamily M member 1-like. Bases 88 to 4638 code for a protein of 1516 amino acids. Lineage: Eukaryota; Metazoa; Chordata; Actinopteri; Cyprinodontiformes; Poeciliidae. Gene Ontology annotation, biological process: protein tetramerization; calcium ion transport into cytosol. The record is from RefSeq and is a predicted model, not a curated record. Gene Ontology annotation, cellular component: membrane. Gene Ontology annotation, molecular function: calcium channel activity. The transcript is spliced from 28 exons.